AUGGUAAAAUACAUGCGACAGCACAGUGAUCUGAAAUCCGGAGAGGUCCUUUCGGAGUCUGAUGUGUCCGUGGACCAACAUGAUUUUAGAGCCAUGUCUGAAUUUGCUCUCAGCGACGUCCUGUACUCCAAAUGUUCCGCAAUGGACCAAAUCAGCACUUUCAUGAAAAACGUACAAGUGUUGCUCGAUGCAGCAAAUUACAUUGAAAACAUCGAAAAGACGAACGGAAAAUGUGAACAUGGGUAUGCCUCCACAUACCCUGCGAAUGAGACUGCACAUCAUCAAAAACAACGUAAACACAAGAACAAGAAAAUUGACAAUAUCCACAAUAGGUCAGCACACAACGAACUGGAAAAGAAUAGACGAGCACAUCUCCGCCUGUGUUUGGAGAGAUUGAAGUCCCUCAUUCCUCUGGGACCAGACUGCAGCCGGCACACCACACUGGGACUGCUCAACAAGGCUAAAGUGCAUAUUAAGAAACUUGAAGAGAUGGAGCGGAGGAGUCGACACCAGCUGGAGACCCUAGAGAGGGAGCAGAGGCACCUGCAAAGGCAGUUAGCCCACCUGCAGACAUCCGGGGAAUGGGAGCGAGUCCGCAUGGACAGCAUAGGCUCCCAAGUGGACUCCGACAGUGGACACCGCUCGGAGUCUGACAGAGAAGAAAUUGAAGUGGAUGUGGAAAGCACUGAGUUCUCCAAUGGAGAAAUGGACAGUGUCAGCACCAGUGGCGGCAGUGACCUGGAUGACCACAGCAGCCGGCAGAGCUCCGCCAGCGAUGAGGGCUACUCCACUUGCAGCCUAAAACUAGCCUUCUCUGCUUAAAGCGCCAGCCUAUACUUUCACUUCAGCUGCAGUCUUAUAUGGCUUUUCACCUUUUAAAGAAACAGCCUACAGCUCCAUUUGCCCUUGCAAUUUAAACAAAUCAUCCUCUCAAGAACCAGCCUAAAAUCCUUCCUUUACCUGAAGUGUGAAAUGCCUACCUUUUACCCAAGAACCAGCCUUAAGAUCAACUCAGUCUAAAGGUUUGAAAUGGUCUUCUACCAAGAACCAGGGAUGGCUUGAAAUGGUCUUCUACCAAGAACCAGGGAUGGCUUGCCAUCAGCUAUCUGAAAAUGUCAUUUUCCACUCAACGAGCCAUUAUGUAACCAUUCCUGCAAUAUUACUUCCUUCAACUGUCCAGCUGCCACCCCAAAUCAAAUGAUAUAAUCACCUCCCAAGGCCCUAGUCCCAAUAUUAGCAUGAGUCAACAGUACCCGUUUUCUGUAUUGGUCCAAUUCUGAACCUCUAGUCAUACCAAUACCAAACACUUAAUAGGCAACAGUACCUUUAGUCAAAGUUGAUCUCUUAAAACCAGCAAAAAAAUUAUCAAAAAUCCCUCAAUACCAGCUAGAAGCUUACCAGUAAAAAGGUGGAAUAUUGCUUUUUCUUUGGAAAAACCCCAGAUAUAUACCCAAAAUGCACUUCUUGUUAGUCAUCAAGCCAUUGGCAAGGGCUACUAUAACUGCAUUCCAAGAUUACUGAUACACUUGUAGAUCUGCUCUUAAACCCACAACCAUCCUUUUCCAUGACUGAAAUAGUUUUAUCCAAAUAGGUGGUUCAGUCCACUAAUGCGAUUCUAAUUUAUUUUGCAUAUGAUUACCAUAUGUGUGAUAUUUAUUUUUGGUAUAUUUUAUUGUACUGUAGCCAAGUCUUGAUCUUGCUUGAAUAGAAAAAAAAAUCAUGGAAAAAAAAAUCUGCAAUUCAAACCUAUUUCUCAUUAUGUUGUGCUACCAAUAUUUUUUACCAAUCUCACUAGACAAAAUAUUACACCAUUUGAAGCUUAUGCAGAGCAACAGGGCAGGCUUGUGAUUUUACUCAAUGGUGUUUUGUUAAAACACGAAUACAAACUGCUGAUUCAAAUUGUAAGCAAAUAGUUUUCCAUUGUAUAUCAACAGUAAUAAGCUAUCCUGUUCUUGUCCAAGCACAAGGCUUAAGCAAUAACACUAGUUUGGUCAGAUCUUUAGUAUUGGUUGUGUAUGGCACACAAUCCUGUCCGUCCAACACCAAGUUGCUUGUUUUCUAUUUGCUUAAGUGGCUAUGUCAAUUAUUAAUAAUCAGCAGUGAAGAACAUGAUUGUAAUAGCUGGAAAAAAAUAUGGUGCAUGUAUAAUGAAUGUAGCCUUUCUAAUUAUGUUUUGUGCUUUGGAUCGACAAGUUUUCAAAAUGUCUGUAGCAUGAACAUUAACAAUAGUAAUUUUGGUUUAUAGUUCAAUGCUUAGUACUGUAUCUUUUUGUAUUGUAGCUGAAAGGUAUUCUAAAGUUGAAAUCCUAAAAUUUACCAUCAAUUAUCAAAUAUUUACUUGACACACAGAAUUGCACUGCAAAACUUCCAAGAAACCAAAUAAGACAUUUCAGUAUGUGACCAUUCAUCUGCAUUUUUCUGGUACACGUCGUAAGUAGAACAUUACCACCAAAUGUGUCUUAACAUGGCUAAAUUAACUCUUGCACAAAGUUCUUGGCGACAAGUCUUUUUCCGGCAUACGUGUUUAGGAUAUUGUUCAAUGCACUAUGAAAAGACUUGUGUUAAGGAAGUAUGUCAAAGCACACUCCAUGAUGUUUUCUUGUGCUUAAUCAGCCAUCAAAGGUGACUUUUGCAAACUGUGCUGCUGGUCCCCUGCUAAUACUUUAUGGUUCCUGAUUAUUGUCCCUGGAAUCUUAAUAAACCUCUUUCACCCAGA
This is a messenger RNA of Lampris incognitus (smalleye Pacific opah), 2716 nucleotides long. RefSeq names its product max-interacting protein 1-like. The transcript is spliced from 6 exons. Gene Ontology annotation, biological process: regulation of transcription by RNA polymerase II. NCBI's taxonomy places the organism in Eukaryota, Metazoa, Chordata, Actinopteri, Lampriformes, Lampridae. The record is from RefSeq and is a predicted model, not a curated record. Gene Ontology annotation, molecular function: RNA polymerase II cis-regulatory region sequence-specific DNA binding; DNA-binding transcription factor activity, RNA polymerase II-specific; protein dimerization activity. Bases 1 to 822 code for a protein of 273 amino acids.